UUUUUGGCAUAAAAUGUCGGGCUCAGGAGCCUCCGGCGGUCAUCCUGGGACUCCAGGGUCUCCUACAAAGAAGGAGCCGUCUCUCACCAAGAGUGAGUGGCAAGAGAAGCUGACUCCGGAGCAAUUCUAUGUCACGAGAGAAAAAGGCACUGAACCGCCUUUCAGCGGGAUCUACCUGAAUAAUGAGGAAUCGGGAAUGUAUCACUGUGUGUGCUGUGACAGCCCACUCUUCAGUUCUGAGAAGAAGUACUGCUCUGGCACUGGAUGGCCUUCGUUUUCUGAGGCUCAUGGGACGUCUGGCUCUGAUGAAAGUAACACCGGGAUCCUGAGACGUGUGGACCACUCGUUAGGAUCACGAGUUCGCACGGAGGUUGUCUGCAAGCAGUGCGAAGCUCAUCUUGGCCAUGUGUUUCCUGAUGGACCUGGGCCUAAUGGUCAGAGGUUUUGCAUCAACAGUGUGGCACUGAAGUUCAAACCAAGUUCAAACUGAAGUUCAAACCUGACUACCUCCAAGAGCCCCCUUCCCUUGCCACUCCCUCAUUUACACACUCAGUGUUCAUAAUUCAUGUGAAUGAUUUGUUUUAUUUACUAGGCUAAGUUUGCUGCUGGCACUAAGCAAGUCACAAUUCUCUCAUUUAUUUACCUGAAUCAACUCAAUGCUGACUCCGGCUUUGACUGGAAUUUCACAGAAUGACAGAGGGGCAGCCAUUUCCGUCGAAUUGACCUCUGUGGACUUUGCCUGAGAUCAGAGGGCGUGACUUUCUGGGGACAUCAGGAAGCUGAUGCACUAUAAGCCAGAAAAUUCUUACAAAAGUACUCUGAACUGUCCACUGGGGUUAAGUCCUCCCUGGACUUACAUAGGUGAGGGAUCCAGUGAGAAGAGGAAGGAAAAUGUGGGAUUAGAGUAAGCCACAUUCCCAGCACUGAAGGAAACACGGAGGAGCAGGAUUGGGGAAGAGCUGUGCUCUGGGAGGCACAUAUGGUGAUGGAUGGAAUGCUUGAUUCUUUUUCAAAAUUUUAUAAUGUCUUGAACAUUCUAGUUCCAACCUUUCUGCCUGCAAAUAAAUUCCAAUGGGAGUAUGUUAGAUUUCUGUGAUAAAAGAUAAAAGUGG
Molecule: messenger RNA, 1112 nt
Organism: Ceratotherium simum simum (southern white rhinoceros)
Lineage: Eukaryota; Metazoa; Chordata; Mammalia; Perissodactyla; Rhinocerotidae
Source: RefSeq, a predicted model, not a curated record